CCGAUCGAUAAUAUCUAUCAUUUCAUACGAAACUGAUCCUGUCCAGUCCAUGCUCCAGUCUUUCGUGACCCAUCGUAGAGCUCCAUCGCACCCAAGGUAGGGCAACGACCGAAUUUGUCAGUAUGCUGGAGAUGGAUCAAAUUCGAUCCAACGAUGGCUUUUGCGAUCAGGCCAGCCUGAGGGGUCUGCAUCAUUUUCCCACCAUGCAUCAUCUAUCUAUCAUUUUUCUUCCCUCGUUGCCGGAGAUUUACUCACGCUGGCUGAACUGCAUCUACAGUCUCCAUAUCCAGGCACAUACAUACAGGGUGGUGGUCAUGCCCACCUUCCGGGGCCCGGAGCUGGGGCAUUCUGUCGCCCGAAUGUCAGUCAAAUUGCCGCCACGCACUUGAUACACCGGCGUUCACGGACGAUCUCCUACAGGGAUGGCAUGGCUUCCAUGUUUCAUCCGCCAACCAGCCAGCCAGCAAGCAAACAAGCCAGCAGAUAGACUAGACUAGACUAGACUAGAUGUUACCUAGAUAGAAU
Messenger RNA from Aspergillus neoniger CBS 115656, 525 nucleotides. RefSeq lists its product as uncharacterized. The record is from RefSeq and is a predicted model, not a curated record. Bases 123 to 389 code for a protein of 88 amino acids. Lineage: Eukaryota; Fungi; Ascomycota; Eurotiomycetes; Eurotiales; Aspergillaceae. The transcript is spliced from 2 exons.